Pelodiscus sinensis (Chinese soft-shelled turtle) is the source of this 4662-nucleotide messenger RNA. RefSeq names its product ADAM metallopeptidase with thrombospondin type 1 motif 5 (gene ADAMTS5). Gene Ontology annotation, molecular function: metalloendopeptidase activity. Gene Ontology annotation, cellular component: extracellular matrix. Lineage: Eukaryota; Metazoa; Chordata; Testudines; Trionychidae. Gene Ontology annotation, biological process: extracellular matrix organization; proteolysis. The record is from RefSeq and is a predicted model, not a curated record.
CUCCCCCCACCCUCCUAGUUUCUCUCUAUGUCUGAUUAAAUGAGAAGGAAGUGUGGGAGUGGUGGUUUUGAAGCUCUCCCUUUAAGAGGCAGCCUGCAGUGACGAAUUGUUGAAAUUGCCAUUGCAGGAUGGCAUUCCGCUAUAAAUUCAUUGUUCCACCUCCUCUCAUCUUCACAUUUCUCUCCCUUCUCCUCUUGUUCACAUCGACAGACUGGGGAUAACAACCAAAAUUAGCAAGGGAGAAGUUGUUUUACAAAACCCAGGGCAUUUUUUUACCAUCUCACCGGAGACGAUCGAGCCUUUUUUUUUUUUUUUGGCGUGUGUGCUUCUUCUCCUCUCUCCAGACAAAAGGGGGCAAAGGAAGGCAAGGCAAUCACCGGAGCGUAUGAAAGUGCCGAUCUGUACCGGAUCCCCCUGCCUCUGCUGCUGAUGCCGCGACUACAAGUUAGAAGUGGAGGAAGAGUGGAAAGUGCUCAAACUUCUCUGCCCGCCGGGUCUGAGCCUCACUUGUUUGCCUCCUGAGCGGCAGCUGUUUUAAGGUUGUGGUGUUCUCCUUCCAUGUGCUCCUGACUCUCCCCUGCAGAGACACGCAAAGUUCACACGCGAGCUGCCUUUGUUGACAUUUUUUUUUAUUUCCUCCCACUUGCUUCCACCUCGGGAGGUAUUUUCCCCUUCCUCUUAAGCGCCUGUGUUGAUCUCCACCGGGUGACUUUUUUUUUUUUUUUUGUAAGAGAGACAAAUAUGGUCCUGAAGUUUCUUUCCCUGCUGCUGGCUGCAGAGUUGCACUUUGCUGCUGCCAAGACCGGAGCUCCAACAGCAACAACAGCAGCAGCACCUGCUUAUGAUAAAACCCAGCCCCCUCCCGGAGCAGCAGCAGCCGCCCCGCAUCCUGGUCCCCUGCAGCUGCCCCGCACCAGCGGCCUGGUGCAGAACAUUGACCAGAUCUACUCCGGGGGAGGCAAGGUGGGCUACCUCCUCUACGCGGGCGGCAGCAGGUUCCUCUUGGACCUGGAGCGAGACGAGCUGGUGGGUCCGCAAGCCCCUUGGCACCACGGCGGGCGGCAGCAUCCCCGCCAAGCCUGGUCCCGCUGCUAUUACCGGGGCACGGUGGACGCCAGCCCCCAGUCCCUGGCCGUGUUUAACCUUUGCGGGGGGCUGGAUGGCUACUUCGCGGUCAAACACGCCCGCUACACGGUGAAGCCCUUGCACAGGGCUCCGGGGGCGGCCCCGCAGCCGAUCUACGGGUCCGGCUCCGCCCGGCUCCCGCACCUCUUCCGCAGGGACCACUUCAGCUUCCAGACGGUGCCCCCGCGCCCCAGCUGCGAGACGCGCGGCUCCGCUCCGGCCCUGCCGCUGGAGGGCGAUGGCGGGCCGCAAGGGGGCCAGCAGCGCCCCGCGGCCCCGAGCCAGCUGGCCCCCCGCGCGGCUCUAGCUCCCCCGGGCCGCGGCGGGCGCAGGAGCAGGCGCUCCAUCUCCAAAGCCCGCCAGGUGGAGCUGCUGCUGGUGGCCGACAGCUCCAUGGCCAAGAAGUACGGCAAGGGCCUGCAGCACUACCUGCUGACCCUGGCCACCAUCGCCUCCCGCCUCUACGGGCACGCCAGCAUCGAGAACCCCAUCCGGCUGGCCGUGGUGAAGGUGGUGGAGCUGGGCGACAAGGAGAAGGGGCUGGAGGUGAACAAGAACGCGGCCACCACGCUGAAGAACUUCUGCAAGUGGCAGCACCAGCACAACCCGCUGGAGGACGAGCACGAGGAGCACUACGACGCCGCCAUCCUCUUCACCCGGGAGGAUUUGUGUGGGCAUCAUUCAUGUGAUACUCUGGGAAUGGCAGACGUUGGGACCAUAUGCUCUCCUGAGCGCAGCUGUGCAGUGAUUGAAGAUGACGGCCUCCAUGCAGCUUUUACAGUGGCUCACGAAAUUGGGCACCUGCUUGGGCUUUCCCAUGACGACUCUAAAUUCUGUGAGGAGAACUUCGGUUCCAUGGAAGAUAAGCGCUUAAUGUCCUCCAUCCUGACUAGCAUUGAUGCUUCCAAACCUUGGUCCAAAUGCACGUCAGCAACCAUAACUGAAUUUUUGGAUGAUGGUCAUGGGAACUGUUUACUCGACCAACCAAGAAAGCAGAUCUUGGGCCCUGAGGAGCUUCCAGGACAAACAUAUGAUGCUAUUCGUCAGUGCAAACUGGCAUUUGGACCUGAGUACACAGUGUGUCCCGGUAUGGAUGUAUGCUCUCGCCUUUGGUGUGCAGUUGUUCGCCAAGGACAGAUGGUGUGUCUCACCAAGAAGCUUCCUGCUGUGGAGGGGACACCAUGUGGGAAAGGAAGGAUCUGCCUCCAAGGAAAAUGUGUUGACAAAACUAAGAAGAAAUAUUAUUCGGCUUCAAACCAUGGUAACUGGGGCUCUUGGGGGCCUUGGGGACAGUGCUCCCGUACAUGCGGUGGAGGGGUUCAGUUUGCCUAUCGUCACUGCAACAACCCAGCUCCUAGAAACAGCGGACGGUACUGCACUGGAAAGAGGGCCAUCUAUCGCUCCUGCAAUGUCGCAUCCUGCCCAGCAAAUGCUAAAGCCUUUCGACAAGAACAGUGUGAAGCGAGAAAUGGCUAUCAGUCUGACACAAAGGGUGUCAAAACGUUUGUUGAAUGGGUCCCUAAGUACGCUGGAGUGCUUCCCGGAGAUGUAUGCAAGCUCACCUGCCGAGCCAAAGGGACGGGUUACUACGUUGUGUUCUCUCAAAAGGUGACGGAUGGAACUGAAUGUAGGCCAUACAGUAAUUCUGUAUGUGUCCGGGGAAAGUGCAUUCGAACUGGUUGCGAUGGCAUCAUCGGUUCAAAGCUCCAGUAUGACAAAUGUGGGGUGUGUGGAGGAGACAAUUCCAGUUGCACAAAAGUCAUGGGAACGUUUAAUAAAAAGAGUAAGGGUUACACGGAUAUAGUGAAAAUACCUGUAGGAGCCACUCACAUCAAAGUCCGGCAGUUCAAGGCAAAAGACCAGAACAGGUUCACAGCUUACCUGGCCCUGAAGAGGAAAAAUGGUGAGUAUCUUGUCAAUGGAAAAUACAUGAUCUCCACUUCAGAAACAAUCAUUGACCUCAAUGGAACUAUGAUGAACUAUAGUGGCUGGAGUCAUAAGGAUGAUUUUUUGCAUGCAAUGGGACAUUCUGCCACAAAGGAGAUUCUUAUAGUCCAGAUUCUUGCAACUGACCCAACUAAAGCAGUGGAUGUCCGUUACAGUUUCUUUGUGCCAAAGAAGCAAACACAAAUGACUAACUAUGUCACAAGCAGUGGCAACAGUAAUAAAGUAACACCACACCUCACACAACUACAGUGGGUGACUGGACCCUGGCUUUCUUGUUCUCGAACAUGUGACACAGGAUGGCACACCAGGACUGUCCAGUGCCAAGAUGGGCAUGGAAAACUAGCUAAAGGAUGUCUUCUUUCUCAGAGACCAUCAGCAUUUAAGCAGUGCUUACUAAAGAAAUGUUAACCUGUGGUUAUGAUCUUCUUAAAAAGAGGUCUCAGUAAGCCAUUGUUGACAUACUAGUAUUAGGUCUACCUAGAUAGACAGAAGCCAAGGCUUCAAUGUACUUGCAUACAGUCUCAAGUUAUGGGCAGAAUCUGCCUAUUUGGACCAAAUGAAGUUGUGCACUGCUCUAUGUGACAGUGGGGUGAUCUUAGUAUGUCGCAGAAAUGAAACAUUAGAAUUGUUAUAAGCCCUCUGUGUCUGCAAAAAAGGAAGAAGAAAAACCAUGAAUGGACGGACAAUCAUGGGAUAUUUGACGGUUACAGAAUCAUCUCCCCCUUUUCACCUACCUCUAAUACAGUAUGUCCUUAGACAACUUUGUCAUACUUAGCCAUGAUACCACAGUAGCUUAUUUUAUACUGUUUAUAAAUAUCUUCCCGGUGGUAUGUCACUUUAUAUCACUUGGUUCUACUAAUUAAAAAAACCAAUCUUUCUAUAAGCAAAGUGAUUGACCAAAGUAUGUCUGCAGCCAUAGUGGACCUCUUCCAUUUUUCAGAAAUGGCUGUGGAUGUUUUACUGGAAAACGAAGACCUUGCUGUUGUUUUUAAGAGUUGUUACAUUUUUUUCUGACAACAGGAAAUGAAUUUUCAUACUAGGAAUUUCCUGACAGCAAAACUUAAUUGUGUAAUAAACAAUGCUCUUCCUCCAAGAAAUUCUUACAGGGGGAGCAUCUUAGCAGCCAUGCAGAUGAACAGUAGCUGCUAGUCUGAGCCUUUAAAUAAAAGAAAGGCAUAUAUUAUUUUGUAGAAGCAAGUUAUAGAACCAGAAAUUACAGUUCACAUAACUCAGAUAUUUUGAGACUAUUCUCAGCUGCUUUCUCUGUUGUUUUUUCUGUGGCUUCCAUGUGAAAUCUAACAAUGUGUAAUGUACCUACUUCUACUGAACAAACUAUAAAAGGUCAAAAAACACAGCAAGCAAUUAAUAGGAUUUGAACAGUGUUUUGUCCAUCAUAUCUAACUCUGGUAUCCAUAUUACCAGCAGAAGUUUGUUAAAAAAAAUUAGUUGGUUUCAUUGUGUUUUAAAACAUUGUAGAAGUCAUUCACAUUGUGUACACCUUGCAUAUUUUGAAGGAUUAAGGGUCACAGGGAAGUUAAACCACGUCAGGAUGUGGUGGAUAUAACCAAUCUCAUUAAGACUGUUUCCACA